AUGAAUUCUCUACCACCCGAAGUUCAACUUGAUGUCUUAAAAUGUCUUGAUUUCGAUCAAAUAUUCUCAUUUAAACAAACCAAUUUUUACUUCAAUAAUUUAAUUAAGAAAUAUGAGGGGGGAUUGGCGAGAAAAAAAUUUUAUGGACUCUUAAUUGCUUAUGACAAUACUUACGGUCUUCAGGAGCUAGAAUUACAUAAAAUAAUUGAACUUGAAUCCGGACUUUUUGAAUUUAAUUUGACUGAUCCACUCAAGAAAAAAUGGAAAACAGCGAUAGCUGAAUCAAUUCCUUUGUAUUUUCAUGGUUCUGAUACUUGCAAAAAUGUUAUACUUACGAGUAUAUUUAAAAAAGGUGAUGAUAAUUUAUAUGGGCAGAUUAUAUGUUAG
Messenger RNA from Meloidogyne enterolobii, 387 nucleotides. Lineage: Eukaryota; Metazoa; Nematoda; Chromadorea; Rhabditida; Meloidogynidae. The record is from the annotation of a GenBank genome assembly.